UAUUGUAAUCUUUGAACCAUAGAUAAUUUCCCACUGUAUUAUUUUUCUCUUUGGAUGUACCAGCUAGUCUUUGAACAAAAUCGUCAAAAUAGUUUUGUAAUACUUACUCAAUGUUUUUAUAAUAAUUAUUUGUUUUAACAAUGUUAGAAGACGUUAAACGCGUUAUCCUAGUACUCUCAGGUAAAGGUGGAGUAGGGAAAUCAACAGUUAGUACACAAUUAGCUUUAACUCUUAAAGAAAAAGGUUUCAAGGUUGGUCUAUUAGAUGUCGAUUUAUGUGGACCGAGUGUUCCCUACCUUUUGAAUCUAGAGAACCAAAGUGUACACCAAGGGCCUGAUGGUUGGAUACCAGUGUACAUGGAUAAAGAACAGAAAUUAGCUGUUAUGUCCAUUGGUUUUCUACUUAGUUCACGUAAUGAAGCUGUAGUUUGGAGAGGACCUAAGAAAACAUCAAUGAUCAAGCAGUUCUUGGAAGAUGUGUGCUGGCAAGACUUAGAUUUUCUAGUGAUUGAUACUCCUCCAGGAACAUCAGAUGAACACAUAACAGUGAUGGAAAACCUACGUCAAGUACCACAAUGCUCAGCUAUUUUGGUAACUACCCCGCAACAAGUUGCUAUUGAAGAUGUCAGAAAAGAAAUCACAUUCUGCAGGAAAACAGGCAUCUCAAUACAUGGCAUCAUUGAGAAUAUGAGUGGGUUCGAGUGCCCCACAUGCAGUGAAUGCACAAAUAUAUUUUCCAGUGGUGGUGGUAAGUCACUAGCAGAAUAUGCUAAAAUAUCUUAUCUAGGCAGUAUACCUAUAGAUCCGAGAGUUGGUAAACUAGCUGGGGAAGGCAAAGCGGCAGUGAAAGAAAUACCAGAUUCUAAAACGAGUAAGGUUUUCAGUGAACUGGUCACUCAAUUGACCGAAUCCUCUAGAAAUGGUGGUAUGCAGUGAUGAUAUUUCUACAUAAAUUCAUUUCAUAAUGUGGCUAUAAUACAGUGGUAAUUGCAGAUAUUUAUUUAAAUGUAAGGAAACUGUUUGUAUAUAGAUUUAUUUUCAGUUCCAUAUAAGGUUUAUUGCCUUGUAUUAUAAAAUACUAUACUUUUAAAGUAAGAUUAAUAUUUUUGAAUAACAAUUAAUUAUGAAUAAUAAUCAUUCCUAAAGUGUUAAUAAAAAAUUACAAAUAAUAAAUUUUAAUUCAUUUAUUACACAGUCCUCAUGUGUUAUUAUAUCUAAAAUACAUCCAUACAAAAUUACAAUAUAUAAUAAAAAUAUGAGAAUUUAUAUGACACACUGAUAUAUAUCAUAAACAUUAUCAAAGUUCUAGACACAAAGUUCUCUACCAAAAUAUGUAAAUGUGCAAGUCAAUAAUAAUAACUACCUCAUAGACAUUGGUGCCAAUUCAGUUGUAAAACUCCUAACUGAAAAAGUAUAAUUUUUUAUGUGUUUUCAUAUUAUUUAGUUGUAGGGUUCAUGAUUAUUAAGAUAUUUUUUUUUUAUUAUCAUGACAAUAUCCAAUAAAUAUCUGAUAAUUAUCCAUAGUUACUGGCAACAAUUUCUUUAAAUACACAAAGGCAUUUGUCAUUUUAAAUUUAAAAAAUAUACAAACAAAAAAUUUUUUGUUAAAUCACAUUGAACAAAAAGAGAAAUAAAGUAUAUUUUAAUAAAAAGGGGGCUUGACGGACACGUUUUCAUACCCUAUUAACUUAAAAUAUCAAAUAUUACCAGUACUCAUUAUACAUGCGUCAUAAAAUAAUUUAUUCCGACUUUUAGACUCUGAAAAAAAAACCUUAAUAAUCAACAGAAUUUGGCAACAGCUUAACUACUUAAAAAUACUUAAAUUGACUAAACAACUAACACUGAACACCUCUUAACAUAGUGUCAAAACAAUUACAGACAUCAAUAUAGAAUUAUUUAAAAAUUCGAGUCAAAAUACCCUGUUGGUAACUCUCAGUUUUGUUAUAAAGAAAAGUAUAUAUAUAUAUAUAAAUAUACGUACAUUGACUUCAGUUUAAUAAAGUAUUUUAUCUAAUAAGAAUACUUCGUCAUCUUAAAGAUUCUCUCAUAUAAAUAGUAACUAUUAAAAAAAUCAAAAAUAUAAGCCGCUAGAUGCGGUGGUCAUGUCAGCUGCAAUCUUUUUUUCUCUGUUAAAAUAAUUUGUCAUGUGAAAAUAAUCUGUCUUUUAAUUUCUGUUAUCCGUUUCUCAAGUUAAUUCCUAAUUAUUUAACUGUCUAAACA
This is a messenger RNA of Diatraea saccharalis (sugarcane borer), 2219 nucleotides long. The record is from the annotation of a GenBank genome assembly. Lineage: Eukaryota; Metazoa; Arthropoda; Insecta; Lepidoptera; Crambidae.